CAAACGGUUGGCUGGUGUGUAGUUUCUGAGAUGGAUAUAUUCAGUUGGCAUUAAGAUGUACUAACCUUUGUGAGAGGAUGGUUUUUGAGUCACUCGUGAGUGAUCUGUUGAACAGGUUCAUUGGUAAUUAUGUGGAAAACCUUGACAAGUCUCAAUUGAAAAUCGGCAUUUGGGGAGGCAAUGUUAUCCUUGAGAACCUGAGAGUGAAAGAAAAUGCUUUGAGUGAAUUGGAUGUACCGUUUAGAGUGAAGGCAGGGCAGAUUGGCAAGCUAAGUUUGAAGAUUCCUUGGAAGAAUCUGUAUAAUGAAGCAGUGGUGGCAACAUUAGAAGACGUCUAUGUCCUUGUGGUACCUGGAGCGACAAUAAAGUAUGAUGCUGAGAAGGAGGAGCGCUACCUGCAGGAGGCUAAGCAGAAAGAACUCCAGCGCAUUGAUGACGCUCUUCAAUCUGCAGCACAAAGAGAGAAUCCUCAAGAAGAGAAAAAAGACUCAUUUGUUGAGAAGCUUGCCACUCAAGUCAUCAAAAACCUGCAAGUGAAAGUCACCAGUAUCCAUUUGAGAUAUGAAGAUAAUGUAUCAAAUCCACAGAAGCCCAUCUCAAUUGGUUUAACCCUUGCAGAGCUUAGUUUGCAGACCACAGAUGAGAAUUGGAAGAUGUGCAUCCUUGAUGAAGCCUCCAAGAUAUUUUAUAAGCUGGGUCGCUUGGAGUGCCUUUGCGCUUACUGGAAUGUCAACAGCUCAACUAUGUCCUCUGGGUCAUGGGAGGAUAUUGUGGAUAUGCUGAAAGCUGGGAUCAGCACCAAAGACCAGGAACUGAAAGAAUUUCAGUACAUAUUUAAGCCUAUAUUUGGCACAGCAAAAAUAUGUAUCAACCCAAAUGCAGAGAUAGAGCUGAAGUCACCAAAACUUUCCCUGCAUCUAGAGGUUGACAAAAUUGCUCUCGAGAUGACCAAACAUCAGUACCUGACCAUGGUGGAACUGCUCGAGACCUUUGACUACAUGGUGAAGAAUGCUCCUUACAGAAAGUUUCGGCCAGAUGUUCCAGUCCAUGCAAAUGCCAGGCAGUGGUGGCAGUAUGGUAUUCAGAGUAUAAUGGAGGUACACAUACGAAGACUGAAAGACAUGUGGAGCUGGCCUCGUAUCAGACAACAUCGUCAGCGUCUUCGUGCAUACAGAGUCAUCUACAAAACCCAUCUCAUUCAAGGCAAAACAAAGGGUGACCGGGAAACACAGAUAAAGGAGCUGGAACAAGUUCUAGAUGUGUUCAACAUCACAAUGGCACGUCAGCAAGCCCAUAUGGAGGUCCUCAGGUCAGGGCAAAAGGUGCUGGGCAAAAGGGCAAGUGCCCAGAAGCAGGGUGGGGGGUUCUUCAGCAGCCUUUUCGGGCGGAAAGACAGUGGGAAGAAAAAAGAAGCGGAUGAUGAGAAGGAGGACGACACAAAGUUAGGAAAUCUGGAUGCCAUCUUAACAUUGGAGGAGAAAGAGAAACUCUACACAGCCAUUGGUUACAGUGGCAGUUCACAUAAUCAAUCACUGCCAAAGCAGUAUGUUGCUGUGUUUGUGAGCAUUAAGCUGAUGAGGACUUCCAUCACUCUGAGAGAGGCAGAACAUGUUCCAGAGAUCCUAAAGGUCCAGAUGGUUGACCUCAGAACUAAAAUCUCACAGAGACCAGGAGCUCAGGCCAUCAAGUUGGAAGCUGGCCUAGAGCACUGGUAUGUGACUGGCCUACAACAAAAUGGAGUGGUGCCUUCUAUCAUUGCAUCAAUGGGAAACAACACGUCUUCAUUGCUGAAUAUACUAUUCGAAGUGAAUCCUGAAAAUCACACUGCUGAUCAGCUUCUUCACAUCCAGUCCCAACCUGUGGAGAUCAUCUAUGAUGCAGUUACAAUCAACACCUUGGUAGAGUUUUUUAAGCCAACAAAAGGACUUGACUUGGAGGUCAUUACCUCUGCAACACUCAUGAAACUGGAGGAGAUAAAGGAAAAAACUGCAGCUGGUCUGUCUCACAUCAUACAGACACGGAAAGUUCUAGACCUGAAAAUCAACCUGAAGCCCUCUUACUUUCUGUUGCCAUUCUCUGGCUUCAAUGGUGCUGAAUCGGACUUGAUGAUACUUGACUUUGGUAGUUUGCAGUUAACAAGUUCGGAUCAGGAAUCUCAGUUGCAGAAACAGUUAACUUCCAGCUCAUCUCUGGAAGAAGUUAUGGACCAAGCUUAUGAAAAGUAUUCACUAGAGCUGCGCAAUGUUCAGUUAUUGUUUUGCACUGCAGGCAAAAACUGGAAGGCUGCCCAUCAGACAGGCUCCUCCCCCCAGCACAUAUUGCAGCCCAUGGAUUUCAACCUCCAGCUCAGCAAGUGCAUGGUGGACCAAGACAGCAGGAUGCCAAGGUUCAAGUUGUUGGGUGAAUUGCCACUGCUGCAUGUUAAAGUCUCUGAACAGAAGAUCAAGGGCAUGUUCAACCUCCUGAGAAGCAUUCCUUUACCAUCCACAGCGGAUACCCCUGUAUCUCCUAAGAAGGUUUUGGCCACACCUCUGUCAAGCACAGCCAAGAUUUUAAAUGCUUCUACUUUUCUGGACAUUGACUCAGACUUUGAGGACGAUACCAGUGAUGCCUCUCAGGAUGAAGAUCUCAUGAAAAUGACAAAAGCUGAGCUAACUGACUUGCAAUUCAAGUUUGAAGUUAAAGAGGUCUUACUGCAAUUGACACGGGAUGACUCCAAGGAACAGUGUGUUUUAGCUUGUGUUUGUCAACUUGGUGCUGAGGGUAAACUUAGAACAUAUGACAUGGAUAUUACAUCAUACUUGCACAAGGUCAGCCUGGAUCACUGUGAAAUUACAGACUCUCUCAAUCAGCCGCUGCAUUUGAUCCGUUCCUCUGAUGCCCAUGACAAUCUGUUGAAAGUAGUGUUUGUCAAAGCUGAUCCUGAUGGACCACAUUUUCUAAACACUUUUGAGAACACUGAACAAACACUCAAGGUUGAGUUCUCCUCUCUGGAUUUUCUCCUCCACACCAGAGCACUGCUGUCCUGCAUAGAUUGUUUAAGCUCUGCCCUGCCUGAGGAGCUGAAGACAGGCAGAGACAAACAAGAGAAGAGUCGCAAUGAGAAAGACAUGGAAAAGAAAGAGAUGAAAGGAUCCAGAGAUGAUGAUGUUGUGGCCUUUAAGGUCGUCGCUGCACUUGGAUCUUUUGGAAUCAGGGUGUGUGAUGACCAAGUUGAAAUAGCUGAUAUCAAAAUACGAGGAAUUGAUGCAUCUGUUGUGGUCCAUUCGAAGAAGACAGAUGUGUUUGUUAGGCUGAAGGAUAUUGCCGUUAUGGACAUCGCUCCAAAAACGCUCCAUAAAAGGGUGGUCUCCAUUGUUGGAGAGGAGGUGUUCAGCUUUAAUUUGUGUCUUUACCCCAAUUCUACUGAGGGAGAGGGCUACCUAGACACUUCAGUGGUCGAUGGAAAGGUUACUCUCAGGAUGGGCUGCAUCCAGAUUGUGUAUCUGCACAAAUUUUUUAUGUCUCUGUUGGGAUUCCUUAGCUUUCAAUGUUGUUCUCCCCAUGAGAUUUUUGUGGAUAACUUCCAGGCAGCAAAAUCAGCCCUGACUGCAGCGACAUCUCAGGCAGCGGAAAAGGCAGCAAGCAGCAUGAAGGAAUUUGCUGAGAAGAGUUUUCGCCUGUCCAUGGAUGUCAAACUCAAAGCCCCCCUCAUCAUCAUUCCCCAGUCUUCUACUUCCCAUAAUGCAUUAUUGGUUGACCUAGGACUCAUUACUGUGAGCAACUGUUUCAGCCUGGUUCCAGCUAAUGAAGGUCCAUUUCCUCCACUUCUGGAAACAAUGGAAAUCAAACUUACCCAACUCAAACUGGUCAGGACAUCUCUGAAAAGCCUGACACCUUCUCAGAUGGCCGCUGAGACUGACCUUCUGAAGCCCAUUAAUCUAGAGCUCCAGGUUAAACGCAACCUUUCCUCAACCUGGUUUUCUAAAAUUCCUGGACUGGAGAUAAAAGGAGGUCUCAAUGCUAUGAAUAUCUGUCUGGGGGAAGAAGACUUCUGUCUUUUAACAAAGAUUUUAAUGGACAACUUUGGAGAAGAAACCAGCAGUCGUUUUGUUGAUGUAGAUAAACCCACUGCCGCUACAAAGUGUCAUCAAAAUGAGGAGAUGACAUGUAAACAAACUGAAGAAACGACUGUUUCGACAUUAUCAGAAGUAGGAGAUCAGCAGUUAAUCACUGAUGGAGAAAACACAGUUAACAUCCUGCUCAACUUUGAAAUCAAGGAGGUUACACUCAGACUGAAAAAGUCUCAUGAGGGAAUUGAGAGUCCAUUUCUAGACUUGAAUGUUUCACAACUUGGUAUCAACAUGACAAUGCGCAAAUAUGACUUGUGUGCCACCACUUAUAUACAAGCAGUUUCUUUGAGGUGUCCACAGUUCUUAGAGGUAAAUGGAGAACCUCUCUGCCUUGUUACCUCUACUGCAGAGUAUGGAACAGAACUUCUCAAAGUGCAAUAUGUCAAGGCUGAUACGAAUGGGCCAAACUUCAGAACCACCUAUAAAAACACUAACCAAAUAAUACAUGUCUUAUUCUCGUCUCUGGAUGUGAAACUGCACAGUGAGGCUUUGCUCUCUGUGAUGAGCUACUUCUCAUCUGUCAUGAUCGAUUCACCAACAAGCGCUGUCACAGCUAACAUAGAGACCAGACAGAGUGUUGCUUCACAAGCAAAUGGCAGUACAUCUGAAGUUUCAGAAUCUCCUGUUGAUGAUGGUGUGAUUGAUCUAAAGAUCUUGAUGAAGCUUGGGGCAUUUAACGUUUUGUUAUGCGACCUUAGCUGCAGUAUUGCAGAUGUCAGGAUUCAAGGUCUGCAAGGAGAACUGUUGAAGCAGCAGUCUGAAAUGCACAUCUCUACCAGUCUCAAAGAUUUCAUCGUAGAGAAUGUGGAUCCCAACACACGGCACACCAAGGUUGUUUCCAUAGCUGGAGAUGAAGUUUUCAGUUUCAAAAUGAGCUUGACUCCUAAGGCUACAGAAGGCUCUGGUUAUGCUGACGUGACCAAGAUGGAUGGCUGUGUCAAGCUGUCUGUGGGCUGCAUCCAGGGGGUCUAUCUCCACAAGUUUGCCAUGUCACUUCUGAACUUCUCUAAUCACUUCCAAACGGCAAAAGAGGCUCUGACUGUUGCCACUACUCAUGCAGCAGAGAGAGCUGCCAGCAGCGUGAGGAAUCUUGCUCAGAAAAGUGUCCGUGUGUCUUUGGACAUCAAACUAAAGGCCCCUGUCAUCAUUAUUCCUCAAUCCUCACUGUCCCCUAAUGCCCUGCUGGUUGACCUGGGCCUCAUCACAGUUGACAAUACCUUCAGCUUGCUGCCUGUGGAAGAGGAUCCCCUCCCUGUUGUACUCGAGCACAUGAAUGUGAACCUCACACAGCUUAAACUUUCUAGAGUGCAUUUGGAUCAGGACUCCAGUACUGAGCUAUUGGAACCUGUGAACCUGGUGUUGAGUGUGCAGCGCAACCUGGCCUCUUCCUGGUAUCUGAAUCUGCCAGCCGUGCAAAUACACGGUGACCUCAAGCCAAUGAAGGUAUCACUGAGUCAGGAGGAUCUUAAAAUGGCUCUAAGUAUUCUGAUGGAGAAUACAGGAGAAGUCAACUUGGAAGACAUUCAAAAGACAGUUGAUCACAAACACAACAGCGCCAAAGAACAGGAUAGCACAAGAAAAGAUGUGUGUGUGGAUCAAACAAACAAAGAGCCAGAGACUGAUGAGCUGGCUGGAGAGACGAAGGAGACACUAAAAUUCAGCUUUAAUAUUACCUCUCUUGGGCUGGUGCUAUUUGGCAGCCGCUCUCAAAAGGCAUCAGAGCAAAUCAUGGACCAGCCUUUAGGAGAGUUCACACUCCAUCAGAUGAGAGCAGAGGGGAGAGUGCUGUCAGAUAGCAGCCUGGAAAUAUCUACUGCUCUGAAGAGCUGCACUUUGCAUGACCAUAGGACCACUGGUGAACGAGUCACAUCUAGAAUGCUGGGGAGGCGAGAUGAGGACAGCUCUGAUGCCAUGAUCGAUGUGACUUACAGGCAGAACACAAGUGAAAGAAAGGUGGUAGUUGUUCUGCAAAACCUUUAUUUGUGUGCCAGCAUGGAGUUUCUUUUGGCCGUGGCAGACUUUUUCAUCCAGGCUAUGCCCCAAACACCACCUGCUAAAGUUGACAAGGCUAUGCAGCUUCAGGUGAAACCCAUAUCAGAUGCCACGUCUGCGGCACACAACCAGUCAGUGUGUACGCAGAGGACCUACAUCCAUGCCGUUGUUGUGGACCCCGAAGUCGUGUUUGUGGCCAAUCAGUCAUGUGCUCAAGCGCCAUCUUUGGUGGCAUCAUUCCAGGGUGACUGCCACUUCAAGUCAGACGGGACUGUGUUUAGUUUGUCAUCCAAUAUCAGGGACCUGCAGCUGCUUGCCUGUCCUUUCAUACGCAAGCAGGAGGACAAGGCUGUCUCAACGGUGCUGCAUCCAUGUUCAGUUGUGCUGGAUGGCAGAAUGGAGGCAAACGGUCCUGUGCAUGUGUCUGUGGAUAUAGAGGAGGUGAUCAUCAAGAUCUCUCCAGUUAUCAUAAACACAGUUUUGACAAUAUCUACAGCCAUGACUCUAAAGGCACCAGCUGAGCCUUGUGAUGAAUGUGCACCUGACUUGAGCAAACUGUUCAGUGUCAUGGAUAUCAACAGCUGCAACUACUGGUUCCUGGGGGUCGACCCUGCACAGGAAAUGACUGAGAAUUUUGUUGUUGCUAAGGAGCAUGUAGACGAGAACUUCAAGUUUCAGGUGAAAGUUGUCCAGUUGAUUUUGGAGUCUGGGCUAGGUCAUCGCACUGUGCCGCUUUUGUUGGCAGAGUCCUCUCUCACCAUGGACGCACACAAUUGGACUUCACAGCUGCAGCUCAAUGCCGACAUGACUCUAGAGGUUAAUUACUUCAAUGAAAUGAAUGCUGUCUGGGAACCACUGAUAGAACGAGUGGGUGAUGGCCAACACCUGUGGAAGCUCAGCUUGGAGAUGAAAACCAAUCCUACACGAGAUAAGAGCCCUGUACCGGGAGAUGAUUUCAUAAUGUAUCCUGAUCCUCAAACUGCAAUCACCAUAAGCUCAAAAGACACCAUGAACAUUACCCUCUCCAAAUGCUCACUCUCUGUCUUCAGCAAUCUAGCCAAGGCAUUCUCAGAGGGUACAGCCUCAACCUUUGACUAUUCUCUGAAAGAGAAGGCUCCAUUCACCAUUCAGAAUGCUUUGGGUAUACCGUUGCUCAUCCAGCACAGCAGCAACUUGCGUAUUGUGGACAAACCUGGGCCUGGAAAACUGCAUGAAGUGGCUGUAGACCAGACCAUUGACUUGACUUACUCUUUGGUCAAGCCCAUAUCCCGAGCAGGCCUGUCACCCCUGCAGAGGCAGGAAAGCUGUCUCUUCUUGAGCAUAGUCCCCACAGGUUACAGUGAGAUCUCCAGUAUUCCCAUCAGUAAACCCAGUAGACGGCUCUAUAACAUUCGAGGACCCACACAUGAGGCUGUGUCAGUGCUGCUGCAGGUUGAUGCCAAACAGGGUAACAAGGUCAUCACUGUCAGAUCUCCUCUUCAGAUAAGAAAUCAUUUUUCUGUGCCUUUUGCUAUCCUGAAAUACUGCCCAACCAGUGGAGGCUUGGUCCAUGUAGGCAUCUCCCAACCAGAGAAAGAGUUACAUGUCACCUUAGAGUCUUACAGGUGUCAGCUCUUCCUCCUUCCUGUGGGUAAUUUAGAGGGUCAAUACUCGCCAUCGUCUACAUGCAUCAGCUGGAAAGAAAAUGUUCACAUGAGUAAUGAGGUGCAGUCGGAGCUACUGUGCCCUGCUAGCAGUGCCAGUUUCCUUCCAUUGGUGGUGAAAACAUUUGCCAUGCCUGAUGACCUGACUUUUGUAGCUGGUCAAGCUGAGGAAAACUGGGACCCUGCCUACAUUAUUCACUUGUAUCCAGCAGUGAUAAUCCGCAAUUUCCUGCCUUAUUCCAUACGAUACUUGCAAGAGGGCUCAGCAGAAUUUUACGAAAUAUCUGAAGGAAGCACGUCUGAUGUCCUGAACACUCGCAUCACUGGUGAAAUGAUGGAAUUGAUGUUGAUUAAGUAUCAGGGCCGAAACUGGAGUGGAAGGAUGAAAAUCCAUGACGGCCUGGCAGAGUUUGUCUCUGUGAGCCUAAUCUGUGAGACAUCAGAGGAGCUGGUAGUGGAUCUGCAUGUCCAUGUGACAAAAAGCAAUGGAAAUCUGCUGCUUUCUAUCUUCAGCCCGUACUGGAUCAUCAACAAGACAUCCCGAGUGCUGCAGUAUAAAGACGAAGACAUUUGUGUUAAACACCCAUCAGACUUCAGAGAUGUCAUUCUUUUUUCAUUCAAAAAGAAGAACUUCUUUAGCAAGAGCAAGUUGCAGCUCAGCGUGUCCACAAGCGCCUGGUCUGAUGCCUUCUCUCUUGACACUGUUGGAAGUUAUGGCUGUGUCCGAUGUCCUGACAAGAAUGUCGACUACUUGGUUGGUGUUUGUAUCCAGAUGAGUAGUUUCAAUCUGAGCCGAAUAGUCGUCAUGACUCCAUUCUACAUGCUGGCAAAUCAGAGCGGUUUAGAACUAGAGGUGGGGGAAGUGCCAAGUGAGAACCACUCCUCUAAGGAACGAUGGCAUUUCAUUGGAUCCAAAGAGUGUAUACCGCUUUGGCCAGAACUGAGCACCAGUAAACUCUGUGUGAGAGUGGUGGGAUCUGAGAUCACCUCGAAGUCUUUCUACUUCAACAAACAGGACAAUGGCACACUGCUCAGUAUUGAUGAGUAUGGAGGCCUCCUUGUUGAUGUCAAUAUCUUGGAUCACUCAACAGUCGUCAGCUUCUCUGAUUACUAUGAAGGCUCUGCUCCUGCCCUGCUGAUCAAUCACACAUCCAGAGUCAGCAUUCAGUUUCAGCAAAGUGGAUGCAAAGAACAUCAUGAGCUCAGGUCAGGCGAAGUGCAACAUUUUGCAUGGGAUGACCCUUCAGGGGUUCGUAAACUGAGAUGGAGCUUCAGUGAACAACAGGGGGAGCUGGACUUGGUGAAGGAUGAAUACGGUUCCUUUGCAAUGGACGACGAUUGCCAUGUGCACUGGGUGAGCUUCCUUGACGGGCGGCAGCGCGUGCUGCUCUUUACGGAGGAUGUUGCCGUGGUAGCUAAGGCACGACAGGCUGAGGAGCUGGAGCAGUUCCAGCAAGAGAUCACCGUGUCUCUCCAGAAUCUGGGGCUCUCACUGAUCAACAACAAGAACAAGAGAGAAAUUGCCUAUGUUGGCAUCACCAGCUCUGGAGUGGUGUGGGAGAUGAAGCCAAAGAACAGAUGGAAGUCAUUCAACCAUAAAAACAUCAGCUUGCUGGAGAAAGCAUAUCAAAAGUACCUCUCAUCAACUAAGGAGCCUUGCUGGGUGAAAGUAGAAACCAAUUUAGAGGUCAAUUUUGGAAGGUUGCAGAUGCGUCAGCCUUACUCCUGUUCAAUUCGGAGGAAUUCUCUGGCCGGGAUUCAAGUCGAAUACAAACAGUCAAAGCACCAGAGGAGUCUGAGGGCCCAACUUCAUUGGUUACAGGUGGAUAACCAGCUCCCUGGUGCCAUUUUCCCUGUCGUCUUCCAUCCUGUGCCGCCACCGAAGUCUUUGACACUGGACUCAGAGCCAAAGGCAUUCAUUGAUGCCAGCAUUAUCAUCAGAUUUAAUGAGCACAGCCAAGUCAUGCAGUUCAAGUACUUCAUGGCCCUUGUCCAGGAGAUGGCAGUGAAGCUUGAUCAGGGUUUCUUAGGGGCACUCUUCUCUCUGUUCACUCCCUCUGUUGACAACCAGUUCAGUAAAAAGCAGCUCAUUGUGAAAGAUGUAGACACACUGCAGGAGCAGCUGAUGGAAACAUCUAGAACAGACAGCUCAGGCCUCAGCUUCUUUGAACAUUUUCACAUCUCCCCAAUAAAACUACACCUCAGCCUGUCUCUGGGCUCCAGCGGAGACGAGGCAGAGGAACAGGAAAUGGUAGCUGUCCAGUCACUGAAUUUGCUACUUAAGAGUUUUGGAGCAACCCUCACUGAUGUGGAUGAUCUAAUUUUUAAACUUGCAUACUUUGAAGUCCGCUUCCAGUUCUACCGCAAGGACAAGUUGAUGUCAGCGGUCAUUCGGCAUUACUCUGAGCAGUUCCUGAAGCAGAUGUAUGUAUUGGUGUUGGGACUGGAUGUGCUGGGCAAUCCUUUUGGUCUAAUCAGAGGCUUGUCAGAGGGAGUGGAGGCCUUCUUUUAUGAACCAUUCCAGGGAGCUGUACAGGGACCAGAAGAAUUUGCAGAGGGCUUUGCCAUUGGAGUACGCAGUCUUCUGGGACACACAGUGGGAGGAGCAGCAGGAAUGGUAUCACGGAUUACUGGCUCUGUGGGUAAAGGGUUGGCAGCAAUCACCAUGGACAAAGAAUACCAGCAGAAACGCCGAGAGGAGAGAAACAGACCUCCCAAAGAUUUUGGAGAAAGCCUUGCCAAAGGAGGGAAGGGUUUUUUGAAGGGUGUGGUUGGGGGUGUGACUGGAAUUGUCACCAAGCCUGUUGAAGGUGCAAAGAAAGAGGGCGCAGCUGGCUUCUUCAAGGGCAUUGGAAAAGGACUGGUAGGCGUUGUUGCCAGACCAACUGGAGGCAUUGUAGAUAUGGCCAGCACCACCUUUCAGGGCAUUCAAAGAGUGGCAGAAUCAGCAGAGGAAGUGAACAAAAUACGCCCAGCACGUCUUAUUCAGGAAGAUGGGGUGAUCCGCCCAUACAACUUACAAGAAUCCCAGGGUUAUGACUUCUACCAGAGAUCAGAGAUUAAGCAGGAGGAUGGGGAGGUCUUCAGGGAACACUUUGAUUUCCCUGGACACAAGAAAACUAAAAUAAUCAUAACUAACAGGCGGGUCAUGUGUGUGAAGGAGAUCGAGUUUGUUGGUCACUUCAGCAAGGACUGGGAGUGCCUUUAUAAGCUCUUCUACAAGUCACCCAGUGUAGAGGGAUCAGACCUCAAGCUUUACUGUAAGGAGCAGAAUAAAUUGAGGAUUGCUAAGAAAGACGGCGAGGAAGUGAGAGUUGUGGGAAUGAAAUACGCUGAGUUUGCAGAGAAAUUGCGCGAUGCCAUAGUGAGUGCUCAGAUGGCUCAGCACCAACAGCAGAUGACUCGCCAGCAGUCUCACCGCCUUCGCAAGCUUUGAUCAGUUGCCUUAUAUUUAACUGAUGUUUGAAAUCUUUAGUCCUUCACAGUGUACCCUAGCCUUGAUUUUUGCUGUAUGCGCUUUAUCCACUUCUACUACCGCACACAACCUACAGGCAGAAUACCAUUUGAAAUGUACCCCUCAAAACUAAAAGAUUUCUUUCUGUGCACAUGAUGUUUUUCCUGUAAACCAGCCAUUGUCUUUGUUACUGGCUAUCGCAAUGUUGCCAUAUUUCAUUCCAAAAUAUUCAUUUGCAUGUUGCAACUCUUAAUAAUAUCUAUCAUGCAAAAGUUCAUUGUUAUGUCUUUCUCUCCGUUUAUUCAUGUAAUCCCAAAUUGCACUAGUUUCUGACAGGUCUGUCUGAUCUUUUUUUUUUCUUAAAUUGUCUGGGAUAUGGUGUUUAGAAAUCCUCUGGGAUAUGAUCAGGUAUUUUAAUACUUCAACAAUGAUGACAGCACUUAUACAGCAGCAUACAGAACACACGUGUGUAUGUGUGUGUGUG
Sardina pilchardus (European sardine) is the source of this 11685-nucleotide messenger RNA. It is a transcript of the gene vps13c, whose product is annotated as vacuolar protein sorting 13 homolog C. The transcript has 83 exons. Lineage: Eukaryota; Metazoa; Chordata; Actinopteri; Clupeiformes; Clupeidae. The record is from RefSeq and is a predicted model, not a curated record. The coding region runs from base 78 to 11183 and encodes 3701 amino acids. Gene Ontology annotation, cellular component: extrinsic component of membrane. Gene Ontology annotation, biological process: mitochondrion organization; protein retention in Golgi apparatus; protein targeting to vacuole.